AUGUAUAUUAAAUCUGAGUUCUGUCUGUCUGUCUGUCCUGUUAGAGAGAGAGAGCAGCAGAACAGCACUACAGCACUAUCAUCAUCAAUCACAAUCACUAUCGAUGACAUAUUAAGUAGUCAGUCCAGCCUCUUCCUUCCUUUGUAUAGUAGUAGUAAUAAUAGUAAUAGCAAACCAACAACCAGUAGUAGUAGUAAAGAAGAAAAGAACAAGAACAAACUUCGAAACAAGUUUGAUAAGGUCAUUAUUAAAUCAAAUGGAGUAUGCUAUAUAACUGAAGGAAUCAUCGGUAAUGGUUCAUUUGGUGUAGUUACACAAGCCAUUGUAUCAGACACCAAAGAAGUUGUAGCAAUCAAAAAAGUAUUACAAGAUCAAAGAUACAAGAAUCGUGAAUUACAAAUAAUGAAAAUGUUAAAUCAUAUUAAUAUAGUACAAUUAAAAAACAGUUUCUAUACUUCUGAUAAUGAUGAAGUAUAUCUAAACUUGGUUUUAGAAUAUGUACCAGACACUGUUUAUCGUGUGUCAAGACAUUACACCAUUUCAAAACAACCCAUUCCAUUGAUUUACGUUAAAUUAUAUAUCUAUCAAUUAUGUCGAGCCAUUAGUUACAUUCACUCUUUGGGUAUUUGCCAUAGAGAUAUUAAACCACAAAAUUUAUUAUUAGAUACCAAUACUAGUAUUUUAAAGUUGUGUGACUUUGGAAGUGCAAAAAUCUUAAUCAAAGGAGAGGCAAACGUUUCAUAUAUCUGCUCAAGGCAUUAUAGAGCCCCAGAGUUGAUUUUCGGCUCGACAAACUAUACAACUUCGAUUGAUGUUUGGUCACUUGGUUGUGUAUUGGCAGAACUACUACUUGGGCAACCACUAUUCCCCGGUGAAAAUGGAGUCGACCAAUUGGUUGAAAUCAUCAAGGUGUUGGGAACUCCAACAAAAGAACAGAUUCAUGUCAUGAAUCCAUAUUAUUCACCAUUUAAAUUCCCUGAAAUUAAAGCAAAUCCAUGGUCAAAAGUAUUUAAAUCAAAAGAUGUACCAAAUGAAGCAAUUGAUUUAAUAUCAAAAAUUCUUCAUUAUGAUCCAUCAUCACGUCUCAAACCAACUGAAAUUUGUGCGCAUCCAUUCUUUGAUGAGUUGAGAGAUCCAAAGACCACCCUACCCGAUGGCAAACCACUACCACAACUUUUUAACUUUACUGUUGCCGAGCAGUUGGCCAUGGGCGCCAAAUUGGCCAAGGUCCUCAUCCCCAGCCAUGCCAUGCACACCAUUGAGCAGCCAUCACCUCUCUUCCCCAAUCAAACCCUAUCAUCUUCUACCACCACUCCCACUCCAUCACCAAACUCUAACAAUAACAAUAAUAACAAUAAUAACAACAAUAACAAUGUCACAAACGCAUCUUCUCCUCAAGGUACAACUUCAUCAUCCUCGGGUAGUGGCGGCAAUACAAGUACUAGCACAACCACGACAGAAUCAUCAUAA
Messenger RNA from Cavenderia fasciculata, 1470 nucleotides. It is a transcript of the gene gskA, whose product is annotated as glycogen synthase kinase 3. Gene Ontology annotation, cellular component: cytoplasm. The transcript has 10 exons. Gene Ontology annotation, molecular function: ATP binding; protein serine/threonine kinase activity. Bases 1 to 1470 code for a protein of 489 amino acids. NCBI's taxonomy places the organism in Eukaryota, Evosea, Eumycetozoa, Acytosteliales, Cavenderiaceae. The record is from RefSeq and is a predicted model, not a curated record. Gene Ontology annotation, biological process: protein phosphorylation; signal transduction.